AUGGAAAGAUUGAGGUUUGAUUUUAUUGUGAAACCGUCAGAAGAUGAAAAAUCAAACAUCAUUUGCAUAGACACGAUCGCUACAACUGGUGGACAGGUUUUUGCAAUUCCGGCCGAGUUUCAGCCUGCAAAUUUACACCUAGCUGUAAUAAAAACUCCCAACUACAUUAAAGUAAAAAAAUCUUUAAAGAAAAGAUAUCAAACUAGAAAAGUAUGGAUAACCAUUACAGAAGAGUUAUCAAAUAUAUAUUUAGAUGAGGAGCAGAAUAUUCAGUUUAAUGAUUUUUACCUAGAAGAAAUUUUGAAAAAAGUAGAUAAUGCUGAACCUAUACCUAGUGGCUCAAAUGAAUCGUUUGAAAAACUUUUAGAGAAAUUAAUUGAAAAAAACAAACAAAAUCUGAAACUCCAAAUUUAG
This is a messenger RNA of Pieris macdunnoughi, 414 nucleotides long. The record is from the annotation of a GenBank genome assembly. Lineage: Eukaryota; Metazoa; Arthropoda; Insecta; Lepidoptera; Pieridae.